Molecule: messenger RNA, 2881 nt
Organism: Leucoraja erinaceus (little skate)
Lineage: Eukaryota; Metazoa; Chordata; Chondrichthyes; Rajiformes; Rajidae
Exons: 4
Coding region: 150-941 (263 amino acids)
Source: RefSeq, a predicted model, not a curated record
UGAAUUGGGAAUGUAUCUGUGUUUUAUAACUGUGUGUUUAUAACAAGUAGAUGUGCACGGAUCCAAGGCAACGUUGCGGCCGAGGUUAGAGGUUAGAGGCUGCGGCCUUGGCUGAACUCUGACCCCCGCUCAGUGAUGGAGGCGGCAUCAUGGCGGCGCGGACGCUGAUCCGGGACGAGGUGGAGGAUGUGGUGGCUCUGGCCCUGCGCUCCGGCCUCACGGAGCGGGACAUCGUGCGGCUGCCGUCCGUGAGGAAGCUGCUUGGGGACGGGGCUUGUGUUAGGGCCUCGUCGCCGCGCCAGGGAGUGCGGGGACCGGCGGCGGCCGUGUUGUUGCUGUUGCUGCUGCUCCUACUCCUGGGUCUAGGCCCCUCGGCGCUGCGCCUCUGGUUCCACCUCCACGGAUCCUCGCUAGAGACCGAGAUGUGCGUGCUGGGCUUCUCCGACUUCCACAACCCUUUCCGCCAGCCCCUGGACUGCCGCGUCUGCAGCAACAUCACCGCCGUGGACAGAAAGAGCAACCUGAGCCACGACGAGUUCCUGCGGGACUACGCCUACUCCAUGCAGCCGGUGGUGGUGGAGGACGGCCAGAGGAACUGGUCGGCCAAGGACGUCUUCAACUUCGAGUUCUUCUCCCAGAUCUACAGUAGCGGCAGCAGUGCCCUGGACAACAGUGGCAGCGAAUGUCAGUUCUUCCCCUACGAUACGGAGUUUCACAAUUUAAGGGAUGUUUUCGAGAUGGAGGCCGGUCGUGUUGGCAUGCACGGCAAUGCCAAGCCUUGGUACAUUGGAUGGAGUAACUGUGAUUCCAGUGCAGCUAGCAUUUUGAGCAGCACUACAAGCGGCCAUAUUUUAUCCCAGCCAUUUCCGAAUCUAGUAAAAUGGACUGGAUAUUCAUGGGAGUGCCGGGGCAUGGAGCCCAUAUGCAUAUUGAUGAUGUAGAUAAUCCAUCUUGGCAGGCACAAAUCAGGGGCAUCAAACACUGGCAUCUGGAACCCCCAGCAGAAUGCUACUACGAAUGCUCUUCACUGGAAGCCAUCGUGUAUCCUGGGCAGAUAAGUAUUUGUGCUGGACACAAAUAAAUGGUUUCACGAAACCCACAUUUUGGGAGAAGAACUCAGUAUUACUAUUGGUUCAGAAUAUGACUGAGCUGCAAGGUUUUAACUUCGAGUAAAACGCUCAGCGCCGUGUUAUGGCAUUAGAGGAACGAUCGGAGAAAGCUCACGGGAUUGGUAACUGAUUCUGGCCUCAUUUAGGUGGAACACCAUGACCGUAUAUUGGAUAACGAUCCGCACUGCCUCAAAUGGUGGGUGAUUAAUGGAAGUGACUAUCAGAUUGAACUUUGCUCUCAACUGGAUGUUUAAAAAAAACUUUUUGGGGAAUUCCAGAUAUUUAAAUUGGAAUACUAGAACCAAAUAGGCUUAAAACAAAUGUGUCAUUUUUUGGCUUUAAAACAAAAAUAGUAAUCUCUUCCUGUAGCAAUAACAUGGUUCUUCAGCACAAAGACAUGUCAAUACUUCCUUGGAAUCCUCACAGGGUCAGCAUUCAAGGCUGUGGUGGUGUCAACCAAAAUCACAGUUUUAGAAAUGUUGCCAUCUUUCCCCUCCCACCAAGUCCAAGAGGAUGGUCUGAAUAGUUGAAUGAAUUUCAGAUUGUAAUUGUUUCUCCUAUUUGGUUGCUAGAUUCUAGCAUUCGAUGUGUAUUCAUUAGCUGCAUACAACACCUUUCUCCCAAACACAUUGCUGUGUAUCCUCUUUAAAAACAGUUUUCUCAAUACUCUGUGCCUAACAGGUCCCCAAAUCAAAAUGUAUUUAUUCGCUUCAUGUUUUGGCUUCCAGUGAAAUGAGUUUGGAGUUAUGAGAUCUUUGUUUCUUUUUAUUUAAAAACAUUUUCAAAGUUGUAUGAUUGAACACGUCCAAUAUUUGAUUCCGUUUCCUCUCUUGCAAGUGCCAUAUUGAAAUCGGAAAGCGGCAGAUGUCAAUACCGUGGGCAUAUUCCUGAUGUAAUUGGUUGUAAUUCAUCUUUGUGAUUAUAAAUCAAUGUCAGAAAUAUUUAUGAAUGUACAGAGUAUUAAGAUUUUUCUCAGAGUACUUUAUAAUUCUAUAAUGAAAAAACAUAUGACACUAAUAACAGCUUUGAUAAUAAUGGUCUCAGAUUUGAGUACUGUACCACAUUGGAUCAACUGGAUGCUGAGCUAGUGUCACCCAGUCUUUAGUUUCCAGGAUUGACUGUUGACUGAAGUAAAGAUGGUGAGUUAUGGCAUUAACUUAUGUUUAAAAAAUGUAACUUAAUUGUAAGAUUCGGAUGGCCUCCAUGAAACACAUUGUCAUUUCACGUUUGCUUGUCAUCUCCUCUGAAAUGUAUUAAAUUAUUUAAUUACCAUCUAUAUCUAAAUUCAUUCCAUAUGACACUCUAAAAGUCUGACCCAAAAGAAUUUCUAUUCACGGACAGUUUGUGAAUAGUAUCAAUUUCCUCAAGUACACAAGAGCAAGAAAACUGGAUGCAGAAAAAAAAAAAAACAGAAAAGCUGGAAACAGUCAGCCUAUCAGGCAGCAGCACAUGUGGAGAGAAAAAUAAUUAACAUUUUAUGUUAAUAGCUCUUCAGAACUUUUAUACGUAGUAUUCACUGUAUAACAUGUUUAUCUUGUUUACAAAUUUGUCCUUAAAUUGUUUGGGUUGCCUUCCUCACAGGAAUGACACUCCCAUUACUGCAUUCUUUGUAAUAGAUAAUAUGUUUGGUACAUUGCUUGAAUGUUUUUUUAUUGUUGUUCGAGAGUCAAGUUACUCUCCUGAUGUGCAAUAUUCAUGGUUUUUAUUGACAUGUUAAUUUUGCAAGUUACUCAUGUAAGAUUUGUGGAAAUAAAGCAUUUUUGAUAAUGGUA